Molecule: messenger RNA, 1401 nt
Organism: Cuscuta campestris
Lineage: Eukaryota; Viridiplantae; Streptophyta; Magnoliopsida; Solanales; Convolvulaceae
Source: the annotation of a GenBank genome assembly
UUUCUAUAAAUUAAUUAAUAAAUUAAUACGUAUAGUACCCACCCCCAUAGCCUCUUAAUUAAUCACUUAUCAGCUCGUCGUAGCAGUUUGCAUCUAUAACUAAACACUUCUUUGUGUGGUUAUGUCAAGCUCGGUUGCACCAGUCGCCAACAGGCGGCUAGAUGGUAAAGUGGCAUUGAUCACCGGCGGCGCCAGUGGCAUUGGCGAAACCACCGCGAGACUAUUCGUUAAACAUGGUGCCAGAGUCAUCAUCGCUGACAUCCAAGACACACUAGGCAAUUCAAUCUCCACCGAGAUAAGCGGGGGUGACCCCGCCGUCUGCUCCUACGUCCACUGUGACGUGACCAUCGAUUCGGAUGUUCAGGCUGCAGUGGACCUCGCCGUCUCAAUGCACGGCAAGCUGGACGUGAUGUUCAGCAAUGCUGGCAUUGGUGGGAAGCACGAAGUGUCUAUCCACGACAUCGAUCGGGACGACCUCCGCGGCGUGUUCGACGUGAACGUCUUCGGCGCGUUCUGGUGCGCGAAGCACGCCGCGAGGGUGAUGGCCCCGGCAAAGAAGGGGAGCAUCGUGUUCACCGCCAGUGCCGCCACCGUGUCGAGCGGGUACUUCCCGUACGCCUACAUGGCGUCGAAGCACGCGGUGGUGGGACUGGCGAAGAACCUCGGGGUGGAGAUGGGGAAGCACGGGGUGAGAGUGAAUUGCAUUUCCCCUACCUAUCUGGCGACGCCGUUGACGAUCGACAGAUUCGGCGGGGAUAAGGAAGCGGUGGAGGGGUUCGCGUGCGAAAUGGCGAACUUGAAAGGGGUGGUGUUGGAGGCGGAGGACGUAGCGGCGGCGGCGGUGUUUCUUGGGAGUGACGAGUCCAAGUAUAUUAGUGGGACUAAUCUUGUGAUUGAUGGUGGACUUUGUACUACUAAUUUUGCCACUUCAUUGGCCCUAGAUAAAUUAUCUUCUUCAUGAAGAUAUCGAGGCUGUCUAAAAUGACAUCAGCUCAAUUGGAGCACUCAUGAUACUCUGUUUGCAAACUUUAUAAUUUCUACUUCUCUCACCCUUGUCGUGAACCCUCCUACCCCUACCCCUUACAUCCCUUAAUCGAUGUUUAGGCAGAAUUAGUUCUGCCUAACAUCGAUUAAGAAAAUGCAGGUAGGGGAUGAACUGAUGAAGGGGCUGGAGUAGAGGGUUUAGGAAAGAGUUAGGGGUAGAAAUUAUCAAUUUUACGAACAAAACAUCGUACUUGCUCCAAUUGAAUUGGGCGCCAAUUGACACGAGUGCCAGGAGUGGUAACAAUUUAGACUUAAUUUAUAGUAUGAAUAUGUAAUUUGUUUCAAUUUUACUUGUUGGCUUAAAUAACAUGCAUGUUUGCAAUGAUUUAUUUUUUUGAAUAAAUAUCCUUGUAACAU